AUGUUGCAGGCUGCUCAAGGCAUGGGCAUGACCAACACAGCUCCAGGCGCAGAUGCACCUAACCUCAUCGAUAACUCUGAAACGGUUCACAUAUCAUCGCUGGCCCUCCUCAAGAUGUUGAGACAUGGGCGGGCGGGUGUGCCCAUGGAAGUUAUGGGUCUCAUGCUGGGGGAUUUCGUUGAUGAGUUUACCGUGAGAGUUGUUGAUGUGUUCGCGAUGCCUCAAAGUGGUACCGGAGUUAGUGUUGAAGCUGUGGACCCUGUCUUCCAAACCAAGAUGAUGGAGAUGCUUCGACAAACGGGAAGGCCGGAGACUAUCGUCGGAUGCCUCGCUGAAGGCUAUGCUAAGCCCUCUGAGAGGGGGAGACGGAACAUCGAAGACGUAGCCCAGCAGCUCAUCGAAGAUAACAUCGUCGCGGUUUCACGACAGAUGAUCGAUAAGGAAGCUUCCUUGGCCCGAGAAACGAGUAAAAAUGGGAUGCAGACUAUGGAUACCAGUUGCCACAGUAGAUGUUAUUACUGUAAAUAUACCAAGGUCAUAUCAUUGCCUGAAGGCCUCAUGUUAUCCUCAAGAGGGAGCAGGACACGCUUUCUCAUCUCUACUCUAAUAGCUCCGAGCAAUACCAUACAAGUAACUAGGCUGACGUUCUUGGGGUGGCACGACGGACGGAGCAUUGAUCUCCCCGGCAUCUACAACCCCAUGCACAAUGGAUGA
This is a messenger RNA of Histoplasma mississippiense, 714 nucleotides long. RefSeq lists its product as hypothetical. Gene Ontology annotation, biological process: proteasome-mediated ubiquitin-dependent protein catabolic process; protein deubiquitination. The record is from RefSeq and is a predicted model, not a curated record. Lineage: Eukaryota; Fungi; Ascomycota; Eurotiomycetes; Onygenales; Ajellomycetaceae. Gene Ontology annotation, cellular component: proteasome regulatory particle, lid subcomplex. Gene Ontology annotation, molecular function: proteasome binding; metallopeptidase activity; protein binding. Bases 1 to 714 code for a protein of 237 amino acids. The transcript is spliced from 7 exons.